AUGGCUACAUUCUGGACAUAUGACUAUGCCUGCACAAUCCGUGAAGAGGUGGUAUUUUUGUUUUGUUCUCCCUGGAGGAGGGUCAAACUUCUGUACAUUGUGACACGCUAUGUUCCUUUCCUUCUUUUUGCUGCGCACUUGUACCUAAACUUCAUCCUAGACGAGACUUCUGAUAGAUGCCAAUUUGUCAACAACAUCAGCUCAUGUCUUAGCCUGAUAUCGAUCGUCUGCUCAGAAUGUUUCUUCAUAUUCAGGACGUACGUGCUAUGGAAUAACAAUAAGGUCUUCCAGAAAGUAUGCCAUCGUGCAGCACUCCGCUUAGUCACGCUCCCCACCCGCCACCCCCUUAAUAAGCAUCCGAAGCACAUCGUCAAGCACCACAACGUCAAACGUCACCGCUCAUCCCUACACAAUCUACUCGCCACAUUCAAAGCAUUCCCAGAGAACAUCGAAACGCUGGACCCAAUCCGAAGAUCGAACGCCACGAUCCCGAACGCCUACGACACUCACAUCGCACCAAAGAAAGAAUUAGCUAUCAAAGAGCAUAAGGAACUUAAGGACGAAAUUCAGAUCUUUACCGACGGUUCAGGACACAGAGGCGGGAUAGGCGCAGCGGCAGUGCUCAUGCGAGAAGGCAAGGAUCCUAGAACGCUUAAGUAUCAUCUCGGCCCGGACAAAACUCAUACUGUAUAUGAAGCUGAAGUAGUAGGACUAACACUAGCAGCCAAACUCCUAGCAACCGAACCGAACGUAGUCUACCCCGCAACCAUCUUCAUAGACAACCAAGCAGCCAUCAAAUCCGGUGAGAGCCAUACCAAACGCAGAGCAGAACAAGAACGCGACUUCAAACUGACGGUACGAUGGAUCCCCGGCCACAAGGGAGUAAUUGGAAACGAGCUAGCUGACAAGGCUGCGAAAGAGGCGGCUGAAGGAGCCCACCAGAACAGCACAAGACGACACCUACCCACCUACCUCAAGGACAAACCCCUCCCUGAUAGUGUAUCAGCGCUAAAGCAAUGGCACAACGACGCGUUGAGUAAACGCUGGACCGAAUCCUGGAAGAAAUCACCCCGUUAUGCAAGAGCGAAGAUCAUUGAUCCCACCAUGCCAUCCAACAAAUUCAUUAAGCUCAUCGCUCCCCUCUCCAAGCAGAAAGCCAGCAUUUACAUCUAA
This is a messenger RNA of Suillus bovinus, 1173 nucleotides long. RefSeq names its product ribonuclease H-like domain-containing protein. The transcript is spliced from 8 exons. Gene Ontology annotation, biological process: DNA replication, removal of RNA primer. Lineage: Eukaryota; Fungi; Basidiomycota; Agaricomycetes; Boletales; Suillaceae. Bases 1 to 1173 code for a protein of 390 amino acids. The record is from RefSeq and is a predicted model, not a curated record. Gene Ontology annotation, molecular function: RNA-DNA hybrid ribonuclease activity; nucleic acid binding.